Taeniopygia guttata (zebra finch) is the source of this 2129-nucleotide messenger RNA. Lineage: Eukaryota; Metazoa; Chordata; Aves; Passeriformes; Estrildidae. The record is from RefSeq and is a predicted model, not a curated record.
CCGGAAGGUCCUGAAAGGUUCUGGAAGGUCCCGGAAGGUUCUGGAAGGUUCCAGAAGGUCCCGGAAGGUUCCGGAAGGUCCCGGAAGGCGUCGGGAUGUGGCACGAGGCGCGGAAGCACGAGCGGAAGCUGCGGGGGAUGAUGGUGGACUACAAGAAACGCGCCGAGCGGCGCCGCGAGUACUACGAGAAAAUCAAAAAGGACCCGGCGCAGUUCCUGCAGGUGCACGGCCGCGCCUGCAAGGUGCACCUGGACUCCGCCGUGGCGCUGGCGGCCGAGAGCCCCGUCAACAUGAUGCCCUGGCAGGGGGACACCAACAACAUGAUCGACAGGUUCGACGUCCGCGCUCACCUGGAUUUCAUCCCCAUGUACACCCCGGCCCUGCUUAGCCCCACCUCACCAGAACAGGAGUCAGACGAGCGCAAAUGCAACUACGAGCGGUACCGGGGCUUGGUGCAGAACGACUUCGCUGGCAUCUCGGAGGAGCAGUGCCUGUACCAGAUCUACAUCGACGAGCUCUACGGGGGCCUCCAGAAACCCAACGAGGAUGAGAAGAAAAAGCUGGCGGAGAAGAAGGCGUCCAUCGGCUACACCUACGAGGACAGCACGGUGGAGGAGCUGGAGAACGCCCUGGAGAAGCGGCCGGGCGACGACGACGACUCCGAGGACGACUCCAACACGGACGAGGACGAAGUGAUCCCGGACAUCGACGUGGAGGUGGACGUGGAUGAGCUGAACCAGGAGCAAGUGGCCGACCUGAACAAGCAGGCUACCACCUACGGCAUGGCCGAGGGCGAUUUCGUCAGGAUGCUGAGGAAGGACAAGGAAGAGGCUGAAGCCAUCAAAAACGCCAAGGCCCUGGAGGAGGAGAAGGCCAUGUACUCGGGCCGCCGCUCCCGCCGGCAGCGCCGGGAAUUCCGGGAGAAGCGGCUGAAAGGCCGGAAAAUCAGCCCCCCCAGCUACGCCCGCCGGGACAGCCCCACCUACGACCCCUACAAACGGUCGCCGUCGGAGUCGAGCUCGGAGUCGCGGUCCCGCUCGUCGCGCACGCCGUCGCCGGGCCGUGAGGAGAAGAUCACCUUCAUCACCAGCUUCGGCGGCAGCGACGAGGAGCAGCGUCCCCCCGGGCCCCGCGAGCGCCCGCGCCCCACCGGUACCGGUACCGGCACCGGUACUGGUACCGGUACCGCUGCACCGGCACACCGCGACGGCUCACGGCGCCGCUCUUCCUCCUCCUCCUCCUCCUCGUCCUCCUCGCGCUCCUCCUCCUCCUCGUGGUGCAGCUCGGGCGGCUCCCGCAGCGGCUCCCGGGGCUCCCGCGCGCCGUUCCGCCGUUCCCGGGGCGCGUUCCGGGGCCGCCGCCGCUCCCGCAGCCGCUCCCGCAGCCGCAGCCGCUCCCGGAGCCGCUCCCGGAGCCGCUCCCGUUCCCGCCGCUACUCCCGGGGCGAGUCCCGGGACAGCCGCCGCCGCUCCCGCUCCGCCGAGCGCGGCCGCCGCCGCCGCCACCGCCGCUCCAGGAGCCGGUCGCGGCGCUCGGCGCGCUCGUGGCGCCGCUGGAGCAGUCAGAGCCGCAGCAGCCGCAGCGACUCCCGGAGCCCCUCCCGGUCCCGCUCCCGCUCCCGAUCCCGAUCCCGGUCCCGGUCCCGGUCCCGGUCCCGCUCCCCCAGCCCCGCCGCGCCCCGGGACAAGGCCCCGCCGCGCCCCCCGGCCUCGCCCGCCCUCGGAGAGAAGCUGAAAAAGGCGGACGCUGCGGCGGGUAAAGAUUCCGGAGCUGCCAAACCCAAGCUGACCCCGCAGGAGAAGCUCCGGCUCAGGAUGCAGAAGGCGCUCAACAGGCAGUUCAAGGCCGACAAGAAGGCGGCGCAGGAGAAGAUGCUGCAGCAGGAGCAUGAGAGACAGGAGCGCGAGGACGAGCUGCGCGCCAUGGCCCGCAAGAUCCGCAUGAAGGAGCGGGAGCGUCGGGAGAAGGAGCGGGAGGAGUGGGAGCGGCAGUACAGCCGCCAGAGCCGCAGCCCCUCCCCGCGCCACGGUCGGGAGUACAGCUCCUCACGGAGGCACUCCCGGUCCCACUCGCGGAGCCCCCACUACCGGCACUGACGGCCGAGCCCCCAAUAAAUCCAUGGAAAAAUC